AUGAAGAAAGUGGUGGUGAAGUUGGAUUUGCAUGAUGAUAAAGCAAAACAGAAGGCCAUGAAAUCAGUUUCUAGCCUUUCAGGCAUUGAUUCUAUCGCCAUGGACAUGAAAGAGAAGAAGCUGACAGUGGUUGGUGAUAUAGAUCCUGUGGAUGUUGUGAGCAAAUUGAGAAAAUGGCACACAGAGAUUUUAACGGUCGGGCCGGCGAAAGAGCCGGAGAAGAAGAAAGAUGAUGGAAAAAAAGAUGAUAACAAGAAGAAAGAUGAUGAUAAGAAGAAAGAUCCAAAUGAACAAAUUGCUGAGCUUGUUAAGCAAUAUAGAGCAUAUAAUCCUUACAUGACUACAUAUUAUCAUGUUCAGAGUGUUGAAGAGAAUCCAAAUGCUUGUGUUAUUUGUUGA
Vicia faba (fava bean) is the source of this 399-nucleotide messenger RNA. The record is from the annotation of a GenBank genome assembly. NCBI's taxonomy places the organism in Eukaryota, Viridiplantae, Streptophyta, Magnoliopsida, Fabales, Fabaceae.